Messenger RNA from Odobenus rosmarus divergens (Pacific walrus), 1188 nucleotides. RefSeq lists its product as uncharacterized. The coding region runs from base 1 to 1188 and encodes 395 amino acids. The transcript has 5 exons. The record is from RefSeq and is a predicted model, not a curated record. Lineage: Eukaryota; Metazoa; Chordata; Mammalia; Carnivora; Odobenidae.
AUGGACCGAAAGGCGGCAGCCACGGACGAAGGAGCUGGAGGGGCGACCACGCGGCUCCCACAAGUGGCCGGCAGGUGGAGCUCUGGCGCCCACCGCUGGAGGCCAGCACCUAGCAGAGGCUGCGGGCCUGGGGGAUGCAUGCGCACAAAGCUUUGGGGCCUGGCGGCGUCUGGGGGGCGGGGCAGGGGGCUCAAUGGCCUGGGCGGGAUGGAACCACGGCCUCACGCCCAGGAUGCUGACCGGCCCCGGGAACCAAACAGUGGCUUGGCGGUGGGCGUGGCCGCAGCCGGCCUUGCCCCUGCCCCUGCGGGAGCCAGCCCGCCCAUGCAUCUCCUCAGGGGUGGCGUCUGUGACUGGACCCUGGUCAUUUUCUUCGCUGACACCUCCCAGGCCAUUCCUGGGAGGUCCCUGCUAUCACAAACCUCGUGUUCACCUUCUCAUCAGUUCCCGUGGGAACACGCUGCUGGCACCGGGGAAUUCAAACCCAGCGUUUCAAGAGGGUGUCCGCCCGCUACCCGGAAACCUCUCCCGGCCCCUUCUUACUCACACCGGGGGAAAGCCCUGAAGUCAUCAGCUGGUGCUCCAAUCACUGCCACAUGGCUGUCCACAUGGCUUUCCCCCCUUUCCCCGCCCGAGGCCCUGCAGUCAGAGCUGGAGCCCGUGAAUAAAGAAGCCAGCAGGUCCUACGCUUGGCUCAGGCUCAGGUUUUGUCAGAGGCGGCAGCGCCAUCUGGAACACCUCAGCGCCCUUAUCCGGGACAUCCCUGGCUUCUGGGCCAAGGCUAUCCUGAAUCACCCCAAGAUAUCAGCCGUGACGGGUGACCAGGACAGAGACGUGGUCAGCUACAUGACCAAUUUGGAGGUGGAGGAAUUGUCCCAUUCUAAGUACCACUGCAGGUUGAUGUUUUCCUUUGAGAACAACCCCUACUUCCAGAACAAAGUGAUCAUUAAGGAGUAUCACCUCAGCAUUGCCGGGUACGGGCCGUCUCAGUCCACUCCCAUCCAGUGGCACCAGGAUUAUGAACGGGAGUCCUACAGUCACAGGCACCACAACCCCAGUCUUAGCUUCUUCAACUGGUUCUCUGCCCACAGCUUUGCUGGUUCUAGCAGGAUAGCCGAGGUGGGGCCCUGUGACAAACAGCGAGAAGGACCCCGCUGGGCUCCCCGGCUGCUUGAGAUGGGCCUCUGA